This is a messenger RNA of Besnoitia besnoiti, 2151 nucleotides long. RefSeq names its product subtilisin SUB6. The record is from RefSeq and is a predicted model, not a curated record. The coding region runs from base 1 to 2151 and encodes 716 amino acids. NCBI's taxonomy places the organism in Eukaryota, Apicomplexa, Conoidasida, Eucoccidiorida, Sarcocystidae. Gene Ontology annotation, biological process: proteolysis. Gene Ontology annotation, molecular function: serine-type endopeptidase activity. The transcript has 9 exons.
AUGUCUCCAUGGCUUCUUCUAUUUCCUCUGCUUAUCCUCCUCCUCGGUCCAUUCCAAGAAUGCGCUGGUGAAGGCUAUAUGAAGAACCAUGGAAACUCGACAAGGGAUCAAGACCCAGGGAUCGACCCACGGGAAACAAUGUUGGGAGACGAGACGGUGUCGAGUCGCGAGCAUUUGAGGCGAACUCUGUGCAAAAAGUACUACACGAUUGUCUUGGGGAUGCAUCCCUCUUUCAAUGUUGACAAGCUCGACUGUGACCACCGGCCAGGUCCAGAGAUUGAGCGUAUCAUUGAGAGUUCCGGAGAACUCAAGAUGAUGGACCCCGCGCAAGCUCGACAGGACCGCAUUGAGGCACUGAAGCGGCUUCAGAAAGAAGCGGAGGCUAGCCCAACGGAUCGCGUGAUCGUAGAAUGGGACACGGCCUGUCUCAAGGAUCUUCCUUCGAGGAUGGCGGAAUUCAUGGCUAAUGAAUACGGCGGUUCUGUGUCCGUGUUCGACGAGUAUGAACUCCAUGACUCCUCAGAACGGAUCGUGCUGAAGCGAGGUGUUUAUUUCAGGGACAGGAUCGGGGUGAAGGACAAGACCGACCCUGAAGUGCGUCAGGUGCUCAAAGGGCGCGAGUACGCUCUAGGUAUCAUCGCCAGCACUUUAGGGUUAGAAGUAUGGGGUCCUGGUAGUGGCGCGCCGUGCGAGGGGGCUUGCCGAAAGGCACUCCAGAGCGCCAUGCUGGCCAAGGACGUCCCGACGCUUGAAGCGGCGCACUAUUCGCGACUUGGGGUCGACGUUUUGCACUUGAAGAAUUUAAAAAAACACAAAGAGAUAUGGGGGAUAAAAAAGGCGGCGGAAAUCCCCUCAGUUAUCCUGCGUCUUGCGGAGACUCGAGAAACCUCGAGUGCAACACCCGACGGUCGGUAUUUGGCCGCGUCAGCGCGUGAGGCGACCAGCUGCAUCCUGAAGAUGUCUGAUGACCAGAAACGCGAGGUGCAGACUCCCGCUGCCGGUCGGAGACAUACGCAGAUAAGCGGCGGGAAUGCUAUUGCUGAUGAUUUUGUCGUGGCGGUCCUGGACACGGGUUGUUUCAUCCACCAAGAUUUCAUCGAUGGCUUCGAUAUUGAGAACAGUCGGUUUUGGAUUAACAAGGGAGAGACCGACUGUGAGAAUAGGAUCGACGAUGAUGGGAAUGGAUACGUGGAUGACUGCUUCGGGUGGGAUUUUGUGGGAGAUCAGGCAUACCCAUUCGUUGACGACCUCGGCCAUGGAACGUCUGUGACAUCCGUUCUUGCGGCUCGACAUGGUAGCAACGCUGGUGGCAGAGGGAUCAUGUCCACAGGAAAAGUUAUGUGUUUGCGAGUCGGCGGUCGCAACGGCAUUUGGCUCUCCGACACCAUUCCUGCACUAGAUUACGCGCUCCGGAUGGGUGCCAAAGUGUCCAACCACUCGUACGGAGGCAAAGGGUUUGAUCAAGCUGAAUUCACAGCUUUCCGGCGAGCUUCGCAAGCGGAUCACCUAGCAGUUACUGCUGCUGGAAACAGCGGUUGCGACGUCGACAGUGACGAAACUUGUCUGUUCACUCCCGGAGCCUUCGAUCUUGAGGGCAUCCUGAAUGUGGGCGCUAAUGAUGUCGCCGGCCAUCGGGCGGUCUUUUCCAACUAUGGGAAGCACGCAGUGGACGUGUUCGCACCCGGUCAAAGCAUAUUUGUUGGGACGAACAAAAUGCCAAAUCAGGUGGAGAAGACAUGCAAGUAUUGCUACGAGUUCAUAGAUGGUACAUCUUUCGCCGCUCCUAUGGUGUCCGGCAUGGCGGCGGCCCUGUGGACGCAUUUCGAGAUAACGCAGCCUAUCGGCUGGGUGCGGAAUACCAAAAAAAAGAGUAUGCGUGUCAAAGAGGCAAUCAUGUAUUCGGUUACUGGAUCGCGUGGCGUUGCAGGUGCUGGGCAAGUGAACGGGGUAGUCAACUUUUAUAAAGCUCUGCACUACUACGACACAAUUCCCUCCGUGUACAAGGCGGAGUUUCCCGACCCCAACGGAGGAUACCAGGCUCAAGGCGUUGCUGCAGAAACACUUUCCGGCGCGUGGCGUUCCUCCAUGCGAACUCUUCUCGCGUUGUGUGCGACAUUUGCUCAACACACUUGGUUCCUGGCGUCCCCUUGA